AUGACCUUGAGAGUUUUCAAGCCUUACCCCCUUCCUCGAACACUCGACAUACCCUUGAGGAUUCUCAAUUCUAAUCUCAAUUUGCUUUGCUCUCCGGCUUUCGGGCCUCCACCAAGAGGUCCACCCAUAGCAGUCGCUCAGUGUUCUCAUAUGAAUACCGAAUACACAGGGGGCGAGCCGUCAAUCAACGGCACCGGACCGGACCGCCGAUGCAGACUUCACCCCGCACCACGAUGCCCAUACACUGUAACACUUUUCUGCAUGAAAAUCAACGGUCUAUGCAAUAUAAUUCUACCUGACAUGCUAAAAUGUCUUUACGUAGACGACUUCAUGAUUGCAUAUAAAAACAAAAAUAUAGAAAAUAUUGAAAAUGACGUAGACAAUCGCCUUUCAUCCGUUCCUACUUUGUCAUCGUCUUCAUCUUCGUCUUCAUCCCUGCACUCAGUUAGAGAGGCCUCUAAAUUAGAAGAUGACGUCAGCAAACCAGUUGAAGAAUACGAUCAGUCACCUUGCCAUGUCAAAGUUUUCAGCAAUGAUGUACGAGCUUCAAGUGGUUCAUUCACCAGCAAUUUCAACAGCACGACCAAAAGCAACCAAAUAUCAACUACGAAGCUAAUCAACAACAGCAUCCAAACUCACAACUGCUGCAACAUCAGCAACAACUACUGCAUUAUCAAUAUUAUCAGCAUCCCUCCCGAAAACAACAACUUUCACGAAAUCCAAACGAGAGCUCGUUCCAUGCUCCACUUAAUAUCUCAUCUGCAAAAACAAUCCCGCAUUGCAAAUAUACAUUCUACAGUCAGCCACAUCAAAGGGUUGUUGUCACGUUUGAUGAAGUGA
Helobdella robusta is the source of this 840-nucleotide messenger RNA. RefSeq lists its product as hypothetical. The record is from RefSeq and is a predicted model, not a curated record. The transcript has 7 exons. The coding region runs from base 1 to 840 and encodes 279 amino acids. Lineage: Eukaryota; Metazoa; Annelida; Clitellata; Rhynchobdellida; Glossiphoniidae.